UAAUCAAUAAAAGCUUUCGGGAGGCUCCUUUCGACGGUUACAGAUACCAGAUCACAUCCCCACUGAUCGACGCCGGCCACAUGGCCUACAAUUCGCUGUUCCUCGUGACAAUCUCAACUGUCCUCAUCUUCACCGUCGCCGGCCGUGUAAUCACCACCACUUCAUCAUCAGAUCUCGUCUCUGACGGCGUUCACGAUGAAUAUGGAGGUAUACUUCGUAUCAACCCCUUUGUAUCAGCUGAAGAGUCGGAAUCUUGCGAGCAGACGUAUGGAUUCAUGCCUUGCACCAACACAGCUCUUGGAAAUCUCUUCCUCAUUUUGGUUUAUGGUUACCUCAUGUUUCUCGCCGCUACAUAUCUCUCUGCUGGUAGUGAGCUGCUAUUGGAAAUUUUAGGGCCAGGUCUUGUUGGCGGUCUCUUGCUUCCUAGUCUCGGCGCUCUUCCUGAUGCUAUGCUUAUUCUCGUAUCUGGACUAUCUGGAACUGUUGAAGUUGCUCAGGAACAGGUCUCUGUAGGAAUGGGUUUAUUAGCUGGUUCGACGGUCAUGCUUCUUACUGUAAUAUGGGGAAGCUGCGUCAUCGUUGGCAAGUGUGAUAUACAGAACUCGGUUGCUAUAGAUAAACAAGAUACUAAAGGAUUUAGCUUAGUAGGCUCUGGUGUCAGUACUGAUAUUUGGACAAGCUAUUCUGCCAUGAUUAUGGCUGUAUCUGUACUCCCAUUUAUAGUUGUCCAGUUCCCACAAAUUAUGCAUUCAUCUUCUGGAAGACACUUGGCAGUUUUAAUUGGUUUUAUAGUCUCGGUUUCUUGUUUAAUUGCAUACUGCCUUUACCAGGUUCUGCAGCCUAAAUUGCAGAAGAGACGCCUUGCUUUUGCAAAGCAUAAGCAUGUAAAAUCAAGAUUUCUCCAGUACUUGAAGAAGCAUGCACUUGGAAGACUCUUAACCGAUCAAGGAGAACCUAACCGAGAAGUUAUGCAAAAGCUAUUUCACUCCAUUGAUGUGAACAAAAAUCAACAUCUUUCACGUGCUGAACUAAGGGCACUCGUUGUCGGAAUGCAAGUAUAUGAAAUAAAUUUGAAUGAAGAUGAUGCUGUUGAUAGAGUUAUGAGAGAUUUUGACAAGUCUGAAAAUGAUGAGAUUGAUUUUGAGGAAUUCAUGAAUGGAAUUGGAAAAUGGCUUCAGGAGGCCAAGGGGUCCAAAGUAGAUGUUCAUAUUGCUGGUCCUGACACAUUGAAGUACAUUCAUGACUAUUAUGAGGAGGCUAAGAAAGAACAUGAUCUUCUGGGGGACGACGCUGGUGAAGACGAAGAAGAGGGGGUAGAUGAUCCUCGCCGGACAACCAUAAAGGCCGUCCUAUUUUUGUUACUGGGCUCUCUUAUUGCAGCUGUGGUUGCUGAUCCUCUUGUAGAUAGCGUUGGCAAUUUUUCUAAUGCUACCGGUAUCCCUUCUUUCUUCAUCUCAUUCAUUGCAUUGCCUUUAGCAACCAACUCCAGUGAGGCAGUGUCUGCAAUCAUCUUUGCCACCCGUAAAAAGAAGAGAUCUGCCUCUCUUACAUUCUCAGAGUUAUAUGGGGCAGCAACCAUGAACAAUGUACUUUGCCUAUCGGUAUUCUUAGCUCUUGUUUACAUGCGGGGAUUGACGUGGGAUUUUUCGUCAGAAGUCCUGGUUAUUGUGAUUGUUUGCGUUGUGAUGGGCGUCUUUGGUAGUUGGCGAACCACCUUCCCUCUAUGGACAUCUUUCAUCGCUUUCUUUCUCUACCCGUUUUCCCUCAUCCUCGUAUACGUUCUUGACUAUGUUUUUGGUUGGUCAUAGAUUUCAAAUCUUUUUCGGCAUUACAACCAUCUUCAUCGUCACAAGUGAGAUUAGGUAGAAACUAAAAGUUAUGAGAACCUUAAUUUCACUGCUUUUGUUUAUCCGUAUUUAGCCGAUUUGCUGUCAUCUUGUUCUGUAACUAUUACUAAAAGAACUUCAAAAGGCGUUGGUUUGGUCCAGCACAAUCUUUAGGUUUUUCUGUUGCCA
Molecule: messenger RNA, 2015 nt
Organism: Cynara cardunculus var. scolymus (artichoke)
Lineage: Eukaryota; Viridiplantae; Streptophyta; Magnoliopsida; Asterales; Asteraceae
Product: sodium/calcium exchanger NCL-like
Exons: 7
Coding region: 81-1808 (575 amino acids)
Biological process (GO): intracellular calcium ion homeostasis; calcium ion transmembrane transport
Cellular component (GO): membrane
Molecular function (GO): calcium:proton antiporter activity; calcium ion binding
Source: RefSeq, a predicted model, not a curated record